Molecule: messenger RNA, 1755 nt
Organism: Ostreococcus tauri
Lineage: Eukaryota; Viridiplantae; Chlorophyta; Mamiellophyceae; Mamiellales; Bathycoccaceae
Product: Translation elongation/initiation factor/Ribosomal, beta-barrel
Exons: 1
Coding region: 1-1755 (584 amino acids)
Biological process (GO): translational elongation
Molecular function (GO): GTPase activity; GTP binding; translation elongation factor activity
Source: RefSeq, a predicted model, not a curated record
AUGUCCGAUACCGUCGACCUCGGCGCCCUCGCGCGCGCCCUUCCGCCCGAGAGCGACGACGGGAACCGAGAGUACAAACGGUUGCUCGUCGGCGUCUCCGACGAGCGAUUCGAAGAACUCACGACGCAACUGAAAUGGCGGUGUCACGAGGGCGACGGCGAAGCGCUGUACGAGCUGGGCGUGAGCGACGACGGGGAACCGGUGGGUUUGACGGAGAGCGAGUGCGCGGAGAGCUUGGAGACGUUGAUUCGAAUGGCAAAGGAAAUCGACGCCACGUGCUCGACGGCGUGCGAGCGUAGGACCAAGGACGGGAAGCGGUGCGUGACGGUGCUCGUGCGGGAGAAUUUUGAGACGACGACGCAUAAGGAGAUCCGAAUCACGACUUUGGGGAACGUGGACUCGGGUAAGUCGACGAUUUUAGGCGUCCUGACGCGAGGAGGAUUGGACAACGGGCGCGGGCUCGCGCGCGGAGGCGUGUUUAGGCAUAAACAUGAAAUUGAGUCGGGACGGACGAGCAGCAUCAGCUCGCAAAUAAUGGGAUUCGCGAGCGAUGGAAGCGUGAUUAACUAUCACAAUCCCGAAGUGCGCGAGGCGCAUCAACUUCGGUGGGAUCAAAUUGUGUCGGCAGCUGCAAAAGUGAUUCACUUUUCGGACCUCUGCGGGCACGAGAAGUAUCUUCGAACGACCAUGCACGGAGUCGCUGGAACGCUACCAGAUUUCGCGCUAAUGUGCGUCGAUGCCAACCGUGGUGGCAUUAUCGGGAUGACGAAGGAGCACUUAUCCAUAUUGCUCGGGUUGAAGGUGCCGUUCUUUGUGCUCGUCACUAAGGUUGACAUGGCGAGUCCGGAAAACUUGGCGGCGACGUUGGAUGCGCUGACAACAAUGCUGAAGCGUCCCGGUACACACAAGACGCCGUUCAUCGUGCGCGACGAGUUGGACGUUAUAACUUCAGUGAAGAAUAUUUCCGGUGGCAUCAUUACACCGAUUUUCCAAGUUUCGUGCGUCUCCGGUCAAGGUUUGGACCUCGUCCGGAAAUUUCUGAAUCAUAUUCCCGCGAGACGAAUGCUCAAGCCUUUGGAGGGCGAUCGCGCGCUCGUGCACCUAGACGAUUCAUUUACCGUGCAAGGUAUUGGUACGGUUGUGAGUGGCCUCGUCGUGAGUGGUAAAGUUGAUACGCACGCGUCGAUGCUCCUCGGUCCAGAUGGGAACGGCGAAUUCGUGCCAGUGCUUAUUAAGAGCGUUCAGAAUAAGCGCGUCGCGGUCGAAAGCGUCGCGCAUGGCAACACGGCGAGCUUUGCGAUCCGGCCGAAGAAGGGUCAUAUUCACAAACACGAGGUCCGUAAGGGGAUGAUCCUGUGCGACGUGAGCGUCAAUCCUCGCGCGACGUGGCAGUUUCAGGCGGAGGUCCUGAUACUCGCGCAUCCCACGACGCUCAAGGUUGGAUACAAUCCAAUCCUACACUGCGUCACGGUGCGACAGGCGGCGCGAAUCAUGUCAAUCGAGGGUAAAGACGUUAUGCGUAUGGGUGAUCGAGCUCUCGUCACCUUUGAGUGGAGCCACAGACCGGAGUACGUCAGCGUCGGUACGCGCAUAAUCUUCCGCGAGGGGCGUACGCGUGGCAUCGGGGUCAUUCGCUUCAUAAAUCCCGAUGUCUCGCCCACACCUUUCAGAAACUAUAAAACACAAACACAAAAUCACGGGUGCGACGCAACGACUGCGAUACACGGCACCACGGUCACAGCCGGGGCCGCUUGA